This is a messenger RNA of Acanthopagrus latus (yellowfin seabream), 739 nucleotides long. RefSeq names its product mitochondrial ribosomal protein L34 (gene mrpl34). Gene Ontology annotation, cellular component: mitochondrial large ribosomal subunit; ribosome. Lineage: Eukaryota; Metazoa; Chordata; Actinopteri; Spariformes; Sparidae. Gene Ontology annotation, molecular function: structural constituent of ribosome. The coding region runs from base 104 to 478 and encodes 124 amino acids. Gene Ontology annotation, biological process: translation. The transcript has 2 exons. The record is from RefSeq and is a predicted model, not a curated record.
AGAAGUUCCGAGCCAAUCAUUUAGCUUGGUAUUCGGAGGUGGGGAGGCAGACCUGUGACAUUCACAGUUCUCAUACCUGUGUCAACUGUGUAAAAACCUAAAAAUGAACAUUAUACGGUCGUCUUUGUUCCGACUGCGUGGAAUAACCAGUUUCACCAGCAUGCCUACAGGUGACCUUGCUGUAACUGGCGCAACUCACCUUAGAUUAUUCAGCAACUGGAUGGUGUCCAAUGCAGCUGCAGGACCUCAGAUGUCCAGAUGUGGCCCACUCUCUUCACAAGCUGAGGGUUCAGGAGUGUUCCAACAGCUUCCCUGGCAAUACCAGCAGGUACGGACCAAAAAAAGAGGAACGGAGUACCAGCCGAAGAACAUCAAACGCAAGAGGACCCACGGUUGGAUCAAGAGGUUGAGCUCACGCGGCGGCAUUGAGGUGCUCCUACGGCGCAUGUUGAAGGGACGGAAAUCACUUUCACACUGAGGGUUCCCAUUGGAAAACCUGCAAGACUUUCUGGAAAUAGACAUUGGAUCUGAAAUGCUGGCAGUUUUCAGCAAAGACCUUGUGUAUUGGGUUGACUGAUACUGGGUGUGGCUGGGUUUGUCAUGCCCAAUGCAUUAAUGAUGGGCGGAAGAUUGAAACAAGUUGCAUUUGUUUUGGGUUGAAAAACAAGCCUGGUAAUUUCACCCAGUUAUAUUUGAUCCAUAAUGUGUUGUUCAUAAUAAAUACAUGUUAAAAGAUUUA